Messenger RNA from Rhodamnia argentea, 2165 nucleotides. RefSeq lists its product as uncharacterized. Lineage: Eukaryota; Viridiplantae; Streptophyta; Magnoliopsida; Myrtales; Myrtaceae. The record is from RefSeq and is a predicted model, not a curated record. The transcript has 2 exons. The coding region runs from base 21 to 2165 and encodes 714 amino acids.
UGCUAAGUUCGAGUUCCGCAAUGGGAUUUUUGCUGUUCACCCAAAAAGCUCGUGAAGUGUGGAAGGAGUGGGAGCUGCCGUUGCUAGUCCUCCUCAGCCUGUUCCUCCAAUUGACCCUUGCGUCUCAGGGCAGCCGGAGGAAAUCCAUCUUCAAGAACUGGAUCCAAGUCUGGACAACGUACCUAAUGGCCGACUCCAUUGUGACCCUCUCGCUAGGCAUCCUCUCGAACCGCCUGGCCAACAUCAAGGAGACCAUGGGCAUGAUUGAUCCGAAGAGCCAGAUCAUAGCGUUCUGGGCGCCGUUCCUUCUCCUCCACUUGGGCGGGCCCGACACGGUCACUGCAUAUGCCCUGGCAGACAACGAGCUAUGGCUGAGGCAGUUGGCACGGCUUUGCGUCCAGGUAGGGAUAGCGUGUUACAUUUACUCCAUGGCCUUGUCGGGGACUCCACUGUCGAUACUAGCGGCAGGUGUGAUCCUGGUGGGGUUCAUGAAAUAUGGAGAGAGGACAGUGUGUUUGCACUUGGCGAGCAACGGUCCACUUCGACGUUCGAUGAUUUCGCGUCCCGACGUCGGUCCCAUACUCUUCAGGCAAAUGGAUCAGUCCGCUCUGAAGAGAGACGAGGGUUACCAGGUCAGAAUCGAGGAGGUCACACAGGUUCCAGCUCCGGAGGAUCUCUCGGUGAACAGCAGUCAAGCCAGCGGCAACGAAGAGAAGGACUGGACUCUGGUCAAGGCCUAUGAGUUGUUCAAGAUCUUCAAGCUUCUCUUUGUGGGCCUGACCGUCAACCUUGUCGACCUGGUCACCAGUCGGCGCAUGUUCACGGGUAGGGACAUGGAUUCGGCCGAGGCCUUUAAAAUCGUGGAGAUCGAGCUCGGGUUCACGUACGAUCUGCUCUUCACCAAGGCCCCGUUGCUGAGCCGUGCUUGGGUCAUCAUUCGUUGGGUCAUCAGUCUCAGCGUGCUGGGUUCCGUGCUGGUAUUCUUCUCUUUACAGGAUAAGAGGGAUUACGCCACAGUUGACAUCUUGAUAACUUUGCUGCUGAUAGCCGGGGCUAUACUUUUAGAGAUUUACUCGCUUCUUCUAGCAAUAGCAUCCGAUUGGAUCCACCACCGGCGGCUUCAGGGAUCUGGUACAUCCUCAAUCUUGUCCGCUGUCGCUAUUCUCUGGCUCGGCCCGAGCCAAAGAUGGUCGAAUUCCGUGGCCCAGUUCAGCCUGUUGGCUUCAUCCAUCAGGAAAAGAAAGAGCGUCUUCCGCAGUCCGAGGUUUGCCAAGUUGCAGGAGGUGGUGGACAAGAACUUUUACAUCUGUUACGAAAAGUUCCACUGCAACAUCAAGGAAUUGAUCUUCCGUCGCAUGAAGGAGAUGGUUGCAAAUCUGGAAGGGACCACGGAUCUUAAGAAGGAGGCAGGUGAGCUACUGAAGAGGUCAAACUGCGAUCACGUGACGUGGAGCGUGGAAAUGGAGUUUGACCAGAACGUCUUCAUCUGGCACAUCGCCACCGAGCUCCUUCACCACGAGGACAAGGCGCAGGUGACGGAGGACAUCACGAACUCCAGAAUGAGCGUGUUGGUCUCUCGGUACAUGCUCUAUCUUUUAGUAUUCUAUCCUUCCAUGUUGCCGACAGGGAUAGGGGUGCUCCGGUACGAAGACACCUUGGCCGAAGCUCAAAAGUUCUUUGAUGGCGAGCUAGCCAUGUUGCCCAAUGAAGAAGGCGGCACCACCAGCACCUCAUCCGCCGUCGUCGAGUGGGUGCAGAAAUUAUACAAGAAAGACGCGCAUGUCCACAACCGUUUCAACAACUGCAACGAGCCCCACGAGCCGGGAGAGUCCUGCGAUCUGUGCGAAGUCUGCUGGCUUCUGCUCCAAGUGAGGGCUGAACUCCCCGAGUGGAAGACGCAGAGGGCCAAAUCGUCGGUGCUGUUCGACGCCUGCCAUCUCGCCAACCAGUUGAGAUCGGUCGACACGUGGGACAUGAUCAGCAAGGUCUGGGUGAGGCUGCUCAUCUACGCGGCUUACCAGUGCAAAGGCUACGAACACUGCGAGAGCCUGAGCAGAGGAGGAGAGCUUAUCAGCCAUGUUUGGCUUCUCAUGGCGCAUCUCAGCAUAGCGCAGCUGGUACAGACUUCGGGGGAACAGUGCAUUACCAAACUGGUCGUGACGUAG